GCUAGCAAGUUUCUGAAAAUAAAUAAAUAAAGAAAAUCUCCUCCCUAUCCUUGAUGCCAAACGACUACAUAAACCAUAAUACAAAUAAUUAUUAAUACUUCAGAUUCCAUAACAUUACCCCAGAGGUGCUGUAGUCCGUUUAAACGAAAAAAAAAAAAAAAGUUAUUCAUAUUAGCUGUUAGCGGAUUAGCUUCAGGCUGUUUAACACAGGAGGUCCUGCGCGGAGACAAAAUGAAACUCUACAGUUUGAGCGUGUUGUAUAAAGGUUCAACGAAGGCCAACCUGCUUAAAGCCGCAUAUGAUCUGUCAUCCUUUAGUUUCUUCCAGAGAUCCAGUCUGCAGGAGUUUAUGACGUUUACCAGCGCGCUUAUUGUUGAACGUUCAGCUUUAGGAACUCGUGCGUCUGUCAAAGAACAAGAGUACUUGUGUCAUGUAUACGUGCGCAAUGACAAUCUUGGAGGCGUGGUGAUCGCAGACAGUGAAUAUCCCUCCAGAGUGGGUUUUACUUUACUCGAUAAGGUGUUGGAUGAGUUCUCCAGGCAGGUGAACAGCAUCGACUGGCCGUCUGGGUCACCAGCGACUAUACAGUACACGGCACUGGACAGUCACCUGGCAAAAUACCAGAAUCCUCGUGAGGCGGACGCUAUGACCAAAGUGCAAGCUGAACUGGAUGAAACUAAAAUUAUUUUGCACAACACAAUGGAGUCACUCCUAGAUAGAGGAGAGAAACUGGAUGAUUUAGUGCAGAAAUCUGAGCAUCUGGGAAACCAAUCGAAAGCCUUUUAUAAAACGGCACGCAAGCAGAACUCGUGCUGUGAGGUCAUGUGAUCACUAUGAAGUAUCUAAUUGGACUGGACUCUUUUUGGCCACACUUCCUCUCUCUUUCUGUUUUUUUCUCUCUUUCUCUCUUUUGGUCUGGGCUGGUGCGCUCACUGUGCAUCAGUCAUGGUAAAUGCAGAACAGAGGGAACUGAACUGACAUUAUACGAUAAAAGGCUCAGAGGGGGCUGAUUUCCCAUCAUGCACCACACUUACUCUGCCAUCCGUUUUGAUGUUGUUUUUGGUGUCCCUUUGAAGGGUACGUGAAGCUCUCGACGGUUCCUCAGGGUCUGGCCCAAACGCAAAGGAUACGAUAAAAGCAUAGAUGGGGUCGCGAUACAUGUCCCCGCUGUGCCUUACUUGUAGUCGACAAAAAUGUUGAUAUUAGACAGCUAUUCAGACUGUUUAUUUAGCCUUAUAAACGAAGGACGUUUUGGGUGAAAAUGCUGCAAUCUCAAUUUAGUGCUCAUUAUUCGGCUUUGGCAGUUUUGAAGCGCCUUGUUAGAGUGAAAAUGUAGUGUUUCGUCCUGGGUGAAUCCUUUUUUUUAAAUGUGAAAAUGCAAAAUAAUGUGCUAAUAACUACUGGAUUUAAAUGACUAUCUGGAGUGAUAUUUGCAUAAAUCUUCAACAUUGUGCACCGUGUAAGUGGCUGACCAAAUUAAAUGUUUCCAAGUCUGUUUCUAGAAUUAUUUGUACAAUUCUUAUACUUUUCUCUCUUGAAAAUGUAAAUAAAUAAUUGAUCAUAUUGACUUUGGUUUCCUGCAUCAUUUCCGGGAGUUUUUAUUGCAAUUCGGGUUUUAAUACUUUGUCAACGCACAUACAAAACAU
Molecule: messenger RNA, 1646 nt
Organism: Xyrauchen texanus (razorback sucker)
Lineage: Eukaryota; Metazoa; Chordata; Actinopteri; Cypriniformes; Catostomidae
Product: synaptobrevin homolog YKT6-like
Exons: 8
Coding region: 232-828 (198 amino acids)
Biological process (GO): endoplasmic reticulum to Golgi vesicle-mediated transport
Cellular component (GO): Golgi apparatus
Molecular function (GO): SNAP receptor activity
Source: RefSeq, a predicted model, not a curated record